CCUCCAGAGCAGCUUAGAUGCCUUGGAUAAAGAAAAGACUAUGAUCAAGGAGUGUUUCCUCGACCUAGGUUCAUUUCCCGAGGACGAAAGAAUCUCUGCUGCCACCCUCAUUGACAUGUGGGCGGAGUUAUAUGGUCUAGAUGAAGAAAUUCUGACCAUUGCCAACCUUCACGGGCUCACCACCCGAAGUUUGGCGAAUCUUGUUGUCGCAAGGCACGAGAGGGAGGCGGAUGGCUAUUACACCGAACACUUCGUCACCCAGCAUGACAUGCUUAGGGACUUGGCGAUCCAUCAGGUGAUUCAAGACCCAAUAGAACAGAGGAAAAGGCUAGUUAUAAACAUAUGUGGGGACAACCGUCCUAAGUGGUUGACAAAACAAAAGUAUCAAGCGUCCAAGGCUCGACUAUUAUCUAUCUCAACAGAUGGAGCCUUCUCAGCAAAAUGGCCAAACAUGCAAGUACCCGAAGCAGAGGUUCUAGUUCUGAAUUUUCAAACAAAGAACUAUGCCUUACCUCAGUUCGUGGAGAAAAUGGAUAAACUAAAGGUUCUAAUAAUAACAAAUUACGGUUUGUCACCUGCUGGACUAGAUAAUUUUGAACUACUUGCUUCGUUAUCAAAUCUUAAGAGAAUUAGAUUAGAACGUAUUUCAAUUCCCUCCAUAAGCAAGGUCCUCAAACCUUUGAAAAGUCUGCAAAAGAUAUCAUUUUUCAAGUGUGAUAUCGGUCAAGGUUUCAACGACUGUUCCAUUUCAAUCUCAUCAGCAUUUCCAAAUCUAGAAGAAAUGAACAUCGACUAUUGCAGUGAUUUAAUUGAAUUGCCUGCCAGACUUUGUGAUCUUAGUAAACUAAAGAAGCUCAGUAUCACUAACUGUCAUAAGCUAUCUGCCUUGCCCGAAGGGAUUGGAAAGUUGGAAAAUUUAGAAAUGCUGAGGCUAAGAUCCUGCACAGAACUGUCGAAGCUCCCAACCUCAAUGAAGAACCUUGGAAAGUUAAAAUUUCUUGAUAAUCUGAUUGCUUUGGCAUAAAGGUGUUGCCCAAAGACAUUGGUGAAAUGAGUAGUUUAAGAAAGAUCAAUAUGAGACAAUGCUCAAGGUUGCAAGAGCUGCCUCCAUCAGUCAUGGAUCUUGAGCAGUUAGAGGAAGUGGUCUGUGAUGAACAGACAAAAUAUUUAUGGGAAUCUUUCUUGUCGUGUCUCAACAACCUAAGGAUAAUUGUGGCCAAAGAGAAUAUCAACCUAAAUUGGCUCCAAAAGACUCAGUUCUGACACAUGUUUCCUCAAUGAACGUUGCUCUUAAAUCUCUGUGUGGUUUGCGUUUUUUAUGGGGCUUUUUAUACUAUGAUGUUUAGAGACCUUAGCUACUGUCCAGAAAAAUGGUUUGGUAGGAAACAAAGAGAAUGUUGUGAUUCAAAAUCAAGACGGAUUUCAUGAUUGGGGUCAAUUCCUGAACCUCCAAUGUUACAGCUGGAUUGGAUGAGCCUUUGAGGGAGUUGAAGAAGAUGGGAAAACCACAUUGGCAAUGAAAUUAUGUCAAGAUGAGGAAGUCAAAGGUAUGAUAAUACUUUCUAAUUGCUUUUUAUAUUCUGAAAUUCCUUAUCCCCACUGAGGAAAGAGCUAACCUAACCAGAAGAGUUAUAGUAGAAUUAAUCUGCAAUUUUGACAUCUUUUACUCUCAAUUAGUACUAGUAGUAUGCUAUAGAUGUCGUUCAUUGAGUUGAAGCCUUUUGUACACUUAACAGCUUAGGUUAUAUAUAACAUCAAAGUUAAUCCA
Molecule: messenger RNA, 1768 nt
Organism: Pyrus x bretschneideri (Chinese white pear)
Lineage: Eukaryota; Viridiplantae; Streptophyta; Magnoliopsida; Rosales; Rosaceae
Product: probable disease resistance protein At5g66910
Exons: 3
Coding region: 41-1024 (327 amino acids)
Biological process (GO): defense response to fungus
Source: RefSeq, a predicted model, not a curated record